This is a messenger RNA of Brenthis ino (lesser marbled fritillary), 600 nucleotides long. The record is from the annotation of a GenBank genome assembly. Lineage: Eukaryota; Metazoa; Arthropoda; Insecta; Lepidoptera; Nymphalidae.
AUGUCAUCAAGUGAGAAGAAAAAUACUCGUGUACACGAUAUACCACGUGAAUUUGACGAACUCACAAAGAACAUCAUAUCACGUAUUGAACACAAUCCUAACGUUGUGGGCAUUAUGCAUUUACAGAACGAUCAGCUACAACUGUACACAGUACCGGAAGCUAUGCUGCAAAUACUUUCCCGACACUUGCCACAUCUAAGCUUAUCCUUCAAACUUGCCAUAGGGGAUAUUGACAUUUUCGAUAAGCUAUUAGCGUAUAGAAUCGAGGCCAACGGGAUCGAAAUCAUGGUGGUCCCCGACAAAGACUUCAACGCGUGUGUAGUACACAAGACAGCUAAAAAGAAACGUGUAAAGAAAAUAAAUAGUGUAAUAAAGGCCUCACACGAUGAAUGGCUGGUCAAGACUACUUCUUCUUUAAAUGAUGUCAAUCCGAUCGUCGAUAGGAUUAUGGAGGAUGACUCUGUUGAAGGUGUGAUCAUGACAAACGAAGAAGGAGUCCCAAUAUUAACAAGUAUUAACCUCAAUGGUGCAACAAACUACAGUCUGGCAUUAAAACGCUUGGGUGAGAUGACUCGAAACAGCACUAAGGAAAUUGUAAUU